This is a messenger RNA of Dendronephthya gigantea, 1630 nucleotides long. Its product is annotated as death-associated protein kinase 2-like. The transcript has 10 exons. Gene Ontology annotation, molecular function: ATP binding; myosin light chain kinase activity. The coding region runs from base 375 to 1460 and encodes 361 amino acids. Gene Ontology annotation, biological process: protein phosphorylation. NCBI's taxonomy places the organism in Eukaryota, Metazoa, Cnidaria, Anthozoa, Malacalcyonacea, Nephtheidae. The record is from RefSeq and is a predicted model, not a curated record.
GCUUAACCAAACAUAGUGAAACUAAAACUAGAUCUCCCUUCUUUUCGUUUUAAACUAAUCGUCUUUUACUAUGAUUCCCUCUUAGAAAACAUUGCAAAGAAGCGAGCCUAUGUGUCUUGGAAAGCCCUCUUCACAAACAGACCGAUUACAAGCGGACAGAUCUGUUUAAAUUUUUGGCCUCUGGGGUCAACAGGUCACACAAUAGCCCGCCUAUGAAAAGUGUAGCCAAAAGUGUCAUAUAGCCAAAUUCGCCUGUUGUCAAACGACCCAACCUCUUCACCACUACACGACCUAAACCUCUCUGGACGUUUGUGUGAGAAUUUUCGGCCCGAAAUAGCUCAAACACUGCCAAUUUUUUGAAGCGAAGUGCAAACAUGGCCAAUAUUCACCAAAGCGUAUUUGCUGAAUACCAGCGAAGCAAGGAUGUGGAAUUAGAAUUUUCCGAGGAGAAUCCGACGACGAAAUAUGAGUUUGGAGAUGAAAUUGGCAGGGGAGCGUUUGCCGUGAUCAAGCGAUGCCACCGUCUCGAUGACAAGAACAAAAAGCUUAUGGCUGCCAAGUUCGUGAAGUACACCGACGAAGAUGGUGAGGAGGAUCCCGAAACGCUGAAAAUUCUGAAACGCGAGGUCGCCAUGAUCCAGAAAUGGGAACACGAAAAAUUUAUCAUCCUUCUUGAGGUUUACAUCGUACGAAAAUACGUUGUCCUCAUCAUGGAAUGGGUUGACGGCAAAAACUUGCUUCCCUACUUGAUUGCCAAACAAGAGGCAGCAGACAAGGCUCGAAGUAAGCCAAAGCUUUCAGAAAAGGACAUUGCCUUGUUGACCAAGCAGUUGUUAAUGGCAUUACAAUACUUGCACCAACAGGGCAUCGCUUAUCUCGACAUCAAGCCUGACAAUAUCAUGGUUCAAUCCAACGGAAACAUUAAACUGGUUGAUUACGAUAACUGCCGGCAUAUUGUUAGCAAACAAGGAGAUGUAGUUGAUUGUAUCGGCACACCUGAAUUUACAGCUCCUGAGGCUCUUGUGUACGAAAACUGUUCUCAAGCCACGGAUAUGUGGUCCUUAGGUGUCCUUAUUCAUGUCAUGAUGACGGCGAAAUCACCAUUUGCUGAUCCAGAUGAGAACGAAGUCCUUAAAAAAGUUGCAAAAGUUAAAUACGAGAUGGCAGAUUUUGGCAGAUGCACUCCAUAUCCCAAAAAUAUUAUUGAAGGCGUUUUCAAAAGAAUACCCGAGAAACGUUUAACCCUGGAUGCUGUCUUGGCUCAUGAAUGGUUUAAGAAAAAUAACAUUCAAAUGAUGCAGCGAAAUAUGAUCCCCGCAACAACCGCAGAUUUCAUCCAAAUAAAAGAAACGUUGGAUUCCUUAGAAAGUGAAGAACCAGUGUUUGCGUCGUGUGUGCUGAGAUCAUUCAAAGAGGAUCCGUACGACACCCCUGACGAAGACGACGAAGAUGAAGAAUAAUAAACUCUGUGUACCAUGAAGCGUUGGGUCUGCGUAACAGUUAGGAAAUAAUUUAGAAUGCAUGUGUCCUGCUUGUUAGAAAUUAUAGUCGUAAUAUCGAAUUGUCGGCCUUUUUCCAAAAAGAUCUAUUUUUGUCAACCUUUUUUAAUUAAAUAUAUAUAUAUAUAUUC